This is a messenger RNA of Silurus meridionalis, 339 nucleotides long. RefSeq lists its product as uncharacterized. Lineage: Eukaryota; Metazoa; Chordata; Actinopteri; Siluriformes; Siluridae. Gene Ontology annotation, biological process: G protein-coupled receptor signaling pathway. Gene Ontology annotation, cellular component: heterotrimeric G-protein complex. Gene Ontology annotation, molecular function: G-protein beta-subunit binding. The record is from RefSeq and is a predicted model, not a curated record.
AACCCGUGAGCGGAUAGGCGUGGUUUAGAGUGGGUUCUCUCUCUUGUCUCACUGUGGCCACUUCCGGUUUCUCUUUAAACUUUUUGGGUGUUUUAUUUUUAAUAACAUUCACAAAAGGUCGCCAUGUCGAACAACAACGCCACCAGCACGAGCCUGGCCGUGGCUCACAAAGCCGUGAAGCAGCUGCGGCUCGAGGCGAGCGUCCGCCGGAUUCACGUCUCUCAGGCAGCUACGGAUCUGAAGAAUUUCUGUCUCCAGAACGCUCAAAAAGACCCGCUGCUGAUGGGCGUCCUCCGAGAUAACCCUUUCCGCCCUCCCAAAUCAUGUGGCCUGCUCUGA